AUGGGAAGUGAGCAUUACUGCCUUAGGUGGAAUAAUCAUCAGAGUAAUCUUCUUGGCGUGUUCAGUCAACUUCUCCAAGACGAAAGUUUGGUGGACGUGACGUUAGCUUGCGCCGAAGGACACUCUAUUAGAGCUCAUAAAGUUGUACUCUCGGCUUGUUCUUCUUAUUUUCAAACGCUUUUCAUCGAUCAUCCCAACAGGCAUCCCAUCGUUAUUUUGAAAGAUGUGUGUUUUGAAGAGUUGAAAACUAUUGUAGAUUUUAUGUAUAAAGGUGAAGUGAACGUAGAAUAUUGUCAACUCUCUGCACUUCUGAAAACGGCUGAAAGUUUAAAAGUUAAGGGUUUAACAGAAAUGACGAAUCUGAGUUCGACCAGUUCGACGGAAAUAAUAAAAAAAGAAAAAACGGAAAAGGACUCGGAUGAAACGGAAACGUUUUCAUCUAAAAAAAAUUCGGAAGAAGGAGAAAUAACAGCCGUUACAGAGACUGUUAAUAAAAGACUGACGAACGAGAACACCAAAUCACCGUCCUCCUGUUUGCCGGCAAACAAAAAACUUCUCGUGGAACAGGAAUGCGAAGAGAUAGCAGAGACGGAAGCAAACAAAACAGAUUCUGCAUCUGAUUCGUGUGCUAAAGGAGGAUGUCCGGGUCCAACCGAAAUGAGUGCCUCAGGCAUGGCUCUAUGCCAAAUGCCUUCUUCGUGUUCUUCUCCCCACGUUAGCGAACCGUUUCCCGGAACAUCGUGCUUACCACCGGUUCAACAAGUUCCUUUGAGAAAAGGAGGAUAUUAG
Pediculus humanus corporis (human body louse) is the source of this 789-nucleotide messenger RNA. RefSeq names its product B-cell CLL/lymphoma 6 member B protein, putative. Bases 1 to 789 code for a protein of 262 amino acids. Gene Ontology annotation, cellular component: nucleus. The transcript has 2 exons. NCBI's taxonomy places the organism in Eukaryota, Metazoa, Arthropoda, Insecta, Psocodea, Pediculidae. Gene Ontology annotation, biological process: regulation of transcription by RNA polymerase II. Gene Ontology annotation, molecular function: protein binding. The record is from RefSeq and is a predicted model, not a curated record.